This is a messenger RNA of Schistosoma turkestanicum, 1677 nucleotides long. Lineage: Eukaryota; Metazoa; Platyhelminthes; Trematoda; Strigeidida; Schistosomatidae. The record is from the annotation of a GenBank genome assembly.
AUGUUAAUUACCUCAAGUGAAGAGAAGAUAGUCACAUCCAUAAUGGCAAUUCCUGAUGAAAUAUUUGACCUGGUUUCAAAAGUUUCGAAUGGGAAUGGAAAUGCUGAAGAUUAUGAACGCAUUUGUUUCAUUCUGUCCAAUCUGACAACUGCAGAACUUUGUUCUGUUUUUCAAAAAUGUGAUAUUUUAAAAGCGUUGAUGUCUGUUGAUUUAAAUGACAAACAGUCCGCUCAAAUUGCGAUUAAAUUAGCUUCUAUUAUAUUCUCCCUUAUACCGUUAUUUGACUUUGUUCAAUCUCACCAAGAAGAAUUGUUGUUAAUACUUGCAUCCACAAAACUCGAUCUGAUUGAAUUCAUUUUAAAAAGGCUAAAAGCUGGUAUAGUUGAACCUAGUUGUUCAGUAGACAAUUUACCAGAAUGUAUUUUAGAGUCAAUAGCUCGAUUAGUUCUUCAUGACAAACUUUCUUUAUCUGCGGAAGCACAAAAUUUCCUGAUAACGUUGGCUACAAAAUGUCCAAUGGGUUUAAAGAAAGUUCUAGGACCCAAUGUAGUUGGUACAUUUAAUUCUCUGUGUUCUAAAUCUGAGCAUUUUAUAAGAGUUUCUGAAUUUGCUGUACAUCUGGUUUCUGAAAAACCAGAAGCAUUCAAAGUUGUUGAAAAUUCUGGUUUAUUUCAACCUAUUUUGGAUGGUUUGAAUUCAAAAGAUCCUCUAGUUCGUUUGAACUGGUUAGAAAUAGCGAAAUUGUUGACUGUUUCAGAGACAGGUUAUCACUUUCUGAACGAACAGGGUGUGUUCUCCAGAUUAUUGGGCGAUUUGCAUUCUUCUGCUUCGGAUCCAUUAGGUGAUUUGCUAGUUCCAGGAUACAUUGGCAUAUUCGCUAGUCUUGCUAAACGAGACCCUGAUCGUUGGUUAGGCUCAAACAGCGAUGGAAGGUUUAAGAAUGUGUUAUCAAAUGCAGUAGAUAGUAAUGCUAUUAGUAUUUCUAUGGUGGCAUUUGAAUCUAUUGGCUGUAUAGCAACUACACCAGCAGGUCGGAUUACUUUAGAUAAGUUAUUUGCUAAAAAUUGCUCAUUGGAUGGUGUUUUAAAUAAGCUUUUUGUAUUGGUUUCCAAUUCACCAACUGAUAUAUGCACUCGAGCUGUUGAAUGCUUUAGUUUACUUCUACGUCGACCAGAUGGUAUAGAUUCAGAGGGCUUAUUUACCGAUGCUGUACUUUCUCUCAAUUGGGCAGUUAUUUCUUGUCAAAAAAGCAUUGAUAUAACAACCAUUAAUUCAAUCGAAGAUAAAGAGUCGUUGAUUGCUCCACUACUAAAACGUCUUUAUUGUCUUGCAACUCAACCAUUUUUUGAGGUGCGUGUAGCAGUAUUCAAAACUAUAGACGCGAUUGUCACGCAACCCUGGGGAGUUCGACAGAUAGCACGACAACCCGGAUUCUUCGAGUAUUUGCUGAAUCGUCAAACGGAACUCGGCCUUUCAGAUAAAAUACAACUUAUGCAAGCUAAAUUAGACAUUAUGAACAGUAUGCUAAAAACAUAUAAAUUAUGGAUUUGUAGUGAGUGUAAAUCAUUUCAAAAUUUGAUUGACAGACAGCAAUUGAAACCAAUACAGCUUUAUAUAAAGGAAGGAUUAUGGGGUGUUGUAAAAUCUGAGGCCGCAGUGGCUCUUGAACCUGGUUAA